Messenger RNA from Ctenopharyngodon idella (grass carp), 2269 nucleotides. Its product is annotated as repetin-like. Lineage: Eukaryota; Metazoa; Chordata; Actinopteri; Cypriniformes; Xenocyprididae. The record is from RefSeq and is a predicted model, not a curated record. The transcript is spliced from 4 exons. Bases 5 to 2215 code for a protein of 736 amino acids.
GUCUAUGAGAGAGAGACAGACAGGCAUCGACAAACAGGUAUCUACAGACAGACAGACAGGCAGGUAUCUACAGACAGACAGAUAUCUACAGACAGACAGGCAGGUAUCUACAGACAGACAGACAGACAGGUAUCUACAGACAGGCAGGCAGGUAUCUACAGACAGACAGACAGACAGACAGGUAUCUACAGACAGGCAGGCAGACAGGUAUCUACAGACAGAGAGACAGAAAGGUAUCUACAGACAGACAGGCAGGUAUCUAAAGACAGACCGACAGACAGGUAUCUACAGACAGGCAGGCAGACAGGUAUCUAAAGACAGACAGACAGACAGGUAUCUACAGACAGACAGGCAGACAGGUAUCUACAGAGAGACAGACAGACAGGUAUCUACAGACAGACAGGCAGACAGGUAUCUACAGAGAGACAGACAGACAGGUAUCUACAGACAGACAGGCAGGUAUCUACAGACAGACAGGUAUCUACAGACAGGCAGGCAGGUAGGUAUCUACACACAGGCAGGCAGGUAUCUACAGACAGACAGGCAGACAGGUAUCUACAGACAGACAGGCAGGUAUCUACAGACAGACAGACAGACAGACAGACAGGUAUCUACAGACAGGCAGGCAGGUAGGUAUCUACACACAGGCAGGCAGGUAUCUACAGACAGGCAGGCAGGUAUCCACAGACAGACAGACAGGUAUCUACAGACAGACAGGCAGGUAUAUACAGACAGAGACAGAAAGGUAUCUACAGACAGACAGGCAGGUAUAUACAGACAGAGAGACAGAAAGGUAUCUACAGACAGACAGGCAGGUAUAUACAGACAGGCAGGCAGGUAUAUACAGACAGAGAGACAGAAAGGUGUCUACAGACAGACAGGCAGGUAUAUACAGACAGGCAGGCAGGUAUCUACAGACAGACAAAUAUCUACAAACAAACAGGUAUCUACAGACAGGCAGGCAGGUAUCUACAGACAGACAGAUAUCUACAAACAGACAGGUAUCUACAGACAGGCAGGCAGGUAUCUACAGACAGACAGACAGACAGGUAUCUACAGACAGACAAAUAUCUACAAACAGACAGGUAUCUACAGACAGGCAGGCAGGUAUCUACAGACAGACAGACAGGUAUAUACAGACAGGCAGGCAGGUAUCUACAGACAGACAGACAGACAGACAGACAGGUAUCUACAGACAGACAGGCAGGUAUAUACAGACAGGCAGGCAGGUAUCUACAGACAGACAAAUAUCUACAAACAGACAGGUAUCUACAGACAGACAGGCAGGUAUCUGCAGACAGACAGGCAGACAGGUAUCUACAGACAGACAGGCAGGUAUCUACAGACAGACAGGUAUCUACAGACAGGCAGGCAGGUAUCUACACACAGGCAGGCAGGUAUCUACAGACAGACAGACAGACAGACAGACAGGUAUCUACAGACAGACAGGCAAGUAUCUAUAGACAGACAGGCAAGUAUCUACAGACAGAGAGGCAGGUAUCUACAGACAGGCAGGCAGGUAUCUACAGACAGACAGACAGACAGACAGGUAUCUACAGACAGACAGGCAGGUAUCUACAGACAGACAGACAGACAGGUAUCUACAGACAGACAGACAGACAGGUAUCUACAGACAGAGGCAGGUAUCUACAGACAGACAGACAGACAGACAGGUAUCUACAGACAGACAGGCAGGUAUCUACAGACAGACAGACAGACAGACAGGUAUCUACAGACAGACAGACAGACAGGUAUCUACAGACAGAGGCAGGUAUCUACAGAGAGACAGACAGACAGGUAUCUACAGACAGACAGGCAGGUAUCUACAGACAGACAGACAGGUAUCUACAGACAGACAGACAGGUAUCUACAGACAGACAGACAGACAGACAGGUAUCUACAGACAGGCAGGCAGGUAUCUACACACAGGCAGGCAGGUAUCUACAGACAGACAGACAGACAGACAGACAGGUAUCUACAGACAGACAGGCAAGUAUCUAUAGACAGACAGGCAAGUAUCUACAGACAGAGAGGCAGGUAUCUACAGACAGAGAGGCAGGUAUCUACAGACAGUUAUCUAGACAGGCAGACAGACAGACAGGUGUCUACACACAGACAGGCAAGAAUUUACAGACAGACAGACAGAUAUCUCCAGACAGACAGGCAGGUAUCUACAGAGAGAGAGGCAGGCAUCUCCAAGCAGACAGGUAUAUAGACAGACAGACAGACAGGUGUCAACGUACAGACAGGCAGGUAUUUACAGACAGAC